Messenger RNA from Coturnix japonica (Japanese quail), 2345 nucleotides. It is a transcript of the gene NUDCD2, whose product is annotated as NudC domain containing 2. Gene Ontology annotation, biological process: protein folding. Lineage: Eukaryota; Metazoa; Chordata; Aves; Galliformes; Phasianidae. The record is from RefSeq and is a predicted model, not a curated record. Gene Ontology annotation, cellular component: cytoplasm.
GAGAACUUAGCACUUCCGACGUUUCACUUCCGAUCGGGGUGGAACGGUUUGUUCCCCGUCCCUUGUGUCACAUGUCGGCUCCGUUCGAGGAGCGCAGCGGGGUGGUUCCCUGCGGGACGCCAUGGGGCCGCUGGUACCAGACCCUGGAGGAGGUGUUCAUCGAGGUGCAGGUGCCGCCGGGCACGAGAGCGAAGGAUGUGCGCUGUAACCUGCAGAGCAGGAGCGUGGCACUGUCUGUGUGCGGCCGGGAGGUGCUGCAGGGUAAACUUUUUGACUCUACGAUAGCUGAUGAAGGAACGUGGACCUUAGAAGACCGAAAACUGAUACGAAUUGUUCUGAUGAAGACUAAUCGAGAUGCUGGAAAUUGCUGGACAUCUCUGUUAGAAAAUGAAUACGCUGCUGAUCCUUGGGUUCAAGACCAGAUGCAAAGGAAACUUACACUGGAGCGAUUCCAAAGAGAGAACCCUGGAUUUGACUUCAGUGGGGCAGAAAUUUCUGGAAAUUACAGCAAAGGAGGACCAGACUUCUCUAGCCUUGAAAAAUGAACUGUUUGCAACUGUGUUCCUUGGGAGCAAUCACAGAUUACACUGGAGGACUGGAAUAUGUAACUGGUGAAGACUUCAGUGAUCUAUCCAGCAGAUUGUUGGCAAGUAAUCACUUCAGUGAAGAGUAAGGAGGUCUAUUCUAGUAGAGCGAAGAGGAAGUGUUAGUAGCUACCUUUUAACAUCAACUUUCUAGUAACUUUCUAAUGUUAAAGGGAUUAAAUACACAAAAGGAAAUUACAAAUGGAAGCAGAACUUGUCUUUUUCUCACACCAUGGUUAGCUAGUGAGCUAUAAAUACACCACUUGUCUAUGCAAGAAUAUCUUGUUUGCUGUUGAAAAUGGACCCUAUAAGCAAAAUACCUAAUGUUUUUAUUUAACAUGCAACAUGGAACAUAGCAGGAAGGCUCAUUACAAAUUCUGUUUUAGCAGCCUGGUAAGAAUUUGUAAAUGUUAUUUUAAGACAGUGGUUUAAAUAAAGAAAACUACUGGAUUUUGCCUGAAAUGAGGUUUUACAACCCCCUGCGCUGCCAAAUAUAAUACUAGUGAGAAAUGCUUGCUACCAGACCAGUUAAGUGACACAAGAAAAAUGAGAAGUCGGAUACAAGUCUGAAUAUAAAUAAUUGUGUUAAUGCAAUAUAGUAAUAUAUGGAUUUUUGAAAGUAAGAGGAUAUAGCAACUUCUAAAAGGAGCAGUAAGUCCCUAAGUAGAAAAUAGUAUCUUCCAUCUAUUCCUUACUGAUACACAGCAUAAGAAGAUGCAGCUGUAAAUUUUGUUAGGUAGUUCGAUAGUCACAUCUUAAACUUAGCUAUUGAAUGAUAUAAUACUUGGCAUUUCCCAAUUUCUUAUUUUCUCCUUGUUCUUAGAGACAAAGGCAAGGAGCCCUCCAGCUGCAUUACGCAGGACAAAUGCUGUGUCAAAUUGACUAAGAAAACGUGAUAGUAUUCUGAACCCUGAAAACACUGCCUACAGUUAGGUCCUAAGCAGGCAGCUCACUGGUGAUCAAUUGCCAGCAGCUGUCUAUCAUAUUGUUGAACCUUAUUUUUAAAAUGGCAUCAUCAUUUUAGUUGGCAUAUGGCAAAAAUGAAACCAUAGCUGGAAGAGAGCUUUCUUGUACCAUUAAGGAAGCACUUAGUACUCAUAAGAUAACCAAGUAUUCUUCUACCCAUGUAAUCCUUACACAAAUACAUAGUAGGUCCAAACACCAUGCUUGGGUUUUAGAAAAUUUGCCUUUCUGUGCAAACCACAGUACAGUUUUUUAUCUGAGGUAUCUUUACCACAGUCCUGGUUUAGAAGGUAGAUAGUAUAGCUAAGGAAUGAAUGAGGCUGCUGCAAAAGGUAGAACUGAGGACAGAGAUAGUAAGUAACUAUUAAUGCUGCUUCAAAGCACUGAGAUAUCAUUCAGUGCAAGAGUGUUUCACUUUACAGCAGUUACAUUUGUUUACACAGGAAUGUUUUUUAUUCUUUAUGCUUACACAAGUUCAGAGUAGCAUCUGAUGCUUACUGCAUGAACAGUUUUAUAGUAUAUUCUUUCCAAGCUAAGUUUUCUCAUAUUUUCUUCUUCACGAAGUGCUGUUUUGUGCUUCAUAAAGUAUGUGUUGAGCCAUUAUAGCUUGCAAUUAUUUUAGGAGCACAAGUUUAAACUAUUCGGUUUGCUGCUUCUAUUGUCUGCUGUGGUUUAUUUCCUGAACUGGAGUCUACUCUGUUUGCAGUUAUUAUUUCACCAGAUGAUGGUUUGUAUUCCAUCUUGCUGGGAUUCCAUCCCUUGUUUCUUAAAUAAACCAUAAAAGAUGUGACAUAUGCA